Molecule: messenger RNA, 855 nt
Organism: Ichthyophthirius multifiliis
Lineage: Eukaryota; Ciliophora; Oligohymenophorea; Hymenostomatida
Exons: 3
Source: RefSeq, a predicted model, not a curated record
AUGAAAAAGUCAAAUACUAUAUAAUAUAAAGGAUUUUAGAAUUUCGAAACAAUAUCUCCAGCAACAAAAUUAUUGGAAAAAAGAAGACAAAUGUAUGAAAUAAACGAAGCUUUUGAUAAACAGAAAGAUGAAUUUAAAGAAAAUUUAAUUCAAGAAAAAGAAGAAGAUUUAAGAGAAUAAGAUUUAAAUAUAUAAGCUGAAUUGAUUAAUUUUUGUAAAUUUUUAUAAGAUAAUGAGGCUAAAAAGAACCGUGCUGAGAAGCGAUUAUAAGAUGAAUUAAAACAAAAAGAAUAAAAAGAAAAAGAAAUAAAAGAACUUUAAAUAUAAUAAACUAAUUUACAAAAAUAAUUAUAAGAAUUAGAAUAAAAAGUUCAAUCUUUAAAAAAAUAUGAAGAUUACUUAGAAAGUGUUAUGAAAGCUCAUGGGGAUAAAUAUCCAGAUAUGAACGAAAUAACAGGAAGAUAUAAAAAAUUAAAUUCCUCAAAUCAAGCUUUUUUAGAUGAUAAUAAAAAAUUGGAAGAGUUAUAAGAAUAAACAAAGCAUGAAGCAAUGUAGUUUUAUAAAGAAAAAAACUAAGAAAUUCUUUAAUAUAAUAAUGAUAUUAAAGAUUUAGCUAAAAAAUUAGAAGAAAAAAAUAAUGAAAAAAUGUAACUUUUAAGUGUUGUGGAAGAAUCUAAUAAAAAAUCUUGUGCAAAAAAUUUAAAUUUAGCAAGAACUUUAAUGGCUAUUGAUAAUAUUUAUAAUAGAUGUGUUGAAGGAAUGGUAAAAAUCAAAUAAAAUUAUGAAGAUACCUAAAGAUAGGUUAAUGAAAAAGGGCAAAUAAACAAAGAAAAAAAAAUCCUGAAAAAAAAAUGA